AUGACUGAUAAUGAGUGGAAAUUUUCGCACAAGGUUUACAAGAAUGAUCCUAUCACAUUGAAAAGUUACGUUAAUAAGACCGUUUCGAUUAAAACUAAAGAUGGUCGUAGUUACUCCGGUGUUGUUUACACAAUAGAUCCGGUAUCAGAAAGCUUUAUUUUGGCAAACCCAUCCUGCGACAAACAAAACCUGAAGAUAAUAAUGGGACAUGCGAUUGACAAUAUGGAAGUACACACAAGGACUGAAACAAACGUACUGGAUUUAUUUUUAUCAUCUAGCGAAGAUACGCCAGAAUCUAUUAUUAUGCGGAGAAAAAAUGCUGUCAGAGAAUUACUAUUAGAAAAUCGUUUCCCUGUUACGGAAAAUGGUAAUAUCUUGAACAUUGAAGGAAUACUUUCGAUAGAGCCACCAUAUGAUGAACAACAUUGUUCGAGCACUAAUGAAAUUGUUUUAGUACGAAUACAGGAGCUGAUUUCUAGCGUUGUUGUAUGAUAUCUGAAAUUGAAAAUGCUAUGAUAAAUUGUACUUUUGACAGAACCAAUGAUCAAAAUAAUAAUUGGACAUAUAUGGCUCUGGAUUGUAAAAAAAUUUGAAUGCCUGACUUCUUGAAAGAAGCCUCGUCUCCAACAUUAGCGUAACACUAUUAUAUGUGCUCAUAAUAAUGCAUAAUUAUUAAUAUCAUUUCGAGACAAAAGCAAUUGUGUGAUUUUACCAUUAACAAAAUAAGAGUAUAUACAGGGUUUAACAAAAUUGGCAAUUAUAUAUUGAAAACAAGAUUGGAUUCAUCUCGAUAAGCACAGUCACACAUCAUCAAGCUAAUUCCUGAUUGACGUCCAAUUAUUCGACAUAGUUUCUCUGAUAGAUU
Neodiprion fabricii is the source of this 865-nucleotide messenger RNA. Its product is annotated as gem-associated protein 6-like. Gene Ontology annotation, biological process: spliceosomal complex assembly; spliceosomal snRNP assembly. NCBI's taxonomy places the organism in Eukaryota, Metazoa, Arthropoda, Insecta, Hymenoptera, Diprionidae. Gene Ontology annotation, cellular component: SMN complex; nucleus. The record is from RefSeq and is a predicted model, not a curated record. Bases 1 to 492 code for a protein of 163 amino acids. The transcript is spliced from 2 exons.